This is a messenger RNA of Penicillium brevicompactum, 837 nucleotides long. Its product is annotated as tubulin-folding cofactor B. Gene Ontology annotation, cellular component: nucleus; cytoplasm; microtubule plus-end. Gene Ontology annotation, biological process: post-chaperonin tubulin folding pathway; cytoplasmic microtubule organization; tubulin complex assembly. Gene Ontology annotation, molecular function: alpha-tubulin binding; microtubule plus-end binding. NCBI's taxonomy places the organism in Eukaryota, Fungi, Ascomycota, Eurotiomycetes, Eurotiales, Aspergillaceae. The record is from RefSeq and is a predicted model, not a curated record. The transcript is spliced from 3 exons. Bases 1 to 837 code for a protein of 278 amino acids.
AUGGCGUUUCAACCCACCCCCAUGGAUGUGUCCGUCAUAAUCACCAAUGCGGCGUUGGCCAAAUCGGGGUCCUCGGAGCCCAGGUUCUUGACUGAGCGCCGUAUCACCCCAACCUGGACGAUCAUGCAGGUCAAGGGGAAGUUGGAGACCAUGACUGGUAUCCCGCCGGGAUGUCAGCGCUUACGGGUGAAGGUUCCCGGUCGACCUGAUCAAUGGGCUGAUGGAGAUGAUCGUUUGAUCGGGGACUAUGGGUUGGUUAAGGGGACGGAAAUUGAGGUCAACGACAGCCGUCCGCCCACCAUGCGGGCCAAUUUCACCGACUUGUCCAAUGUCGAGAAAUACGAGUUGCCCGCUGAUGCGUACGAAGCUCGCUCAGACUCCGUUCUGGCCUGGAAAAAGAACCAGAAAUUAGGUCGAUUCGACCCAAACGCCUUGUCACCUGAGGAGUCGUUGCGCCAUCAGGUUGAGAAAGACCAGACUGAAAUUCAGAAUCGAGAUAUCGCUGUUUCCAAGAGAGCGAUUGUCUUGCCUUCGUCUCCACCACACAUUCGUCGUGGUACGAUUCGCUUCGUGGGACCCGUUCCCAAGAUCCCAGUCACGGGUCCGGGUCGUGAGCUGCAACAGAGUCCGGAUCUACCAACCGAGCUUCAACCGAUCUGGGUUGGAAUCGAGCUCGACGAGCCGAUGGGAAAAAAUGAUGGUAGCAUAGGUGGCCAGCGCUACUUUGAAUGCCUAAGCAACAAAGGUGUCUUUGUGAAGCCUGAAAAGGUUGAGGUGGGAGAAUUCCCACCAUUGGGUCUAGACGACGAGUUGGACGAUUUGAUGGAAGAGAUCUGA